GAAUUUUUAGGAUUAGUACAAAAGUAUCGAUAUCACCAGGGAUAGAUUCUUUCUCCUCGACCACCUCUCUCCAGUCUAUGAAAUUCUCUCUCUAGCCAGUCAUGGCUAUGCCCCAGCACCAAUUCCAACAGCAACAACGAUCAAACAACUUCCGGAACUUGUAUAACAUCGACGGUCAGAUUCCGCCGCCGGUUUCCUAUUUCAACGGCCCUAAUCUCGCCGAUCAGUCUCAGCAUCCUCCGUACAUACCUCCCUUUCACGUGGUAGGGUUCGCACCUGGUCCGGUUCCUGCCGGUGAUGGCAGCGAUGGCGGAGUCGAUUUGCAGUGGAACAAUGGUUUGGAACCGAAGAAAAGGAGGCUGAAAGAGCAAGAUUUCUUGGAAAACAAUUCACAGAUUUCUUCUGUUGAUAUAUUGCAGCCCCGAUCAGUCUCCACGGGGUUAGGUUUGUCACUUGACAACGGUCGCUUGGCUUCGACGGUGGACUCGCCAUUUCUUGCGUUUGGUGGAGACGACAUUGAUCGCGAGCUGCUGCGACAGGAAGCAGAGAUUGAUAGAUUCAUCAAAGUUCAGGGUGAUCGAUUAAGGCAAGCAGUUCUAGAGAAGGUUCAGGCCAACCAACUCCAAACUAUCUCAUACCUUGAAGAAAAAGUCGUUCAGAAACUCCAUGAAAAAGAAGUAGAGGUGGACAAUAUCAACAGGAAGAAUAUGGAGCUUGAAUUGCGGGUGGAACAGUUGGCUCUGGAAGCAGGUGCUUGGCAACAGCGGGCCAAAUACAAUGAAAACAUGAUUAACACCCUUAAGUUCAACCUUCAGCAAGUCUACGCGCAGAGUAGAGAUAGUAAAGAAGGGUGUGGUGACAGUGAGGUAGAUGAUACAGCCUCUUGCUGCAAUGGUCGUGCGAUUGAUUUCCACCUGCUUUGCAAGGAGAGCAAUGAAUUGAAGGAGUUGAUGACAUGUAAGGUUUGUAGAGUCAACGAGGUGUGCAUGCUUUUGUUACCUUGUAAGCAUCUCUGCCUGUGUAAAGAUUGUGAAAGUAAGCUUAGUCUUUGUCCCCUGUGUCAGUCCUCUAAGUUUAUUGGCAUGGAGGUCUAUAUGUAGUGAGAUAUGUUAAUGUCUAAUGCUAUGUUACAUGCAUUGUUCUUACUGUGUGGGUAAAUGCUUCAUCCUGGCUCAUUCUGUACUUCCUUAGCACUUUAUAUAUUCUACAUGUUCAGAGACUGUCUUGAACAUCUGCAAAUGCUGCAUAUCAGUUCCAGAAUAUUCCCCCUUCGAUGGUGUAAUAUGUAUUGCUCUGAUUAUAAGUCAAUGCUUGCUUGAAUAGAUUGCUGCUUGUUUUGGGCUGCAUGGGGAGCUCAACUCAACAAAGAUCCAUGUAACAUACAAAUACAGCAAGGCAAUAAUUGUUUUGAAGCUCCAUGUAACAUAUAAACACAGCAAGGAAAAUAUUUUUAUUUGAAUUUCUAAGGAGAAAUUGGCGAUCAUUGACAUGAUUCCUCUUCCCAUGUAAA
Cornus florida is the source of this 1510-nucleotide messenger RNA. Its product is annotated as probable BOI-related E3 ubiquitin-protein ligase 2. The transcript is spliced from 4 exons. Gene Ontology annotation, molecular function: ubiquitin-protein transferase activity. The record is from RefSeq and is a predicted model, not a curated record. Lineage: Eukaryota; Viridiplantae; Streptophyta; Magnoliopsida; Cornales; Cornaceae. The coding region runs from base 102 to 1100 and encodes 332 amino acids.